UGUUCUUAUUGGGAGUUAAACUUUGACCAAGAAUAGAUCAAUGGCGAGACCAGUAGAGAAGUCAGGGUAUUGUAAGAUCAGAAAGAAGUCUGAAAGGGAGCACAACAAACUGGUUGCUGCUACUGCUGCCCAAUUGGAAGAGGACAUCCUAAAGCUCUAUGAGACCAAGGAACACUCUGAUGUAACUGUACAUAUAGAUGGCAGGCCUAUACAACUACAUAAAGCCAUCCUUUGGGCCAGAAUGUUUCAGAACAAUCCAAAUUUAGGAGAAUUCUUUCUAGAGGAAUCAAACCUCUCGACUGCACACCCCUCUCUGACUUGUACAACUCACAACAGUGAUCCACUUAGAGACUUUAGAGAGCUAUAUACAGGGACUUCAGACAGCAACUUCCUCAGUUCAUAUGUGUGGGAAAAUGAUGAUUUGAAUAUUUACCCCUCUAAGAAAGUUGGACCUCCAGAAACACACUUGGAGAAACAAGUGCACUCAGACACACAAGGAGACCAAGAGACACAAGGACAGUCAGAGACACAAAGAGACUCUGAGACACAAGGACAGUCAGAGACACAAGGAGACUCUGA
Owenia fusiformis is the source of this 579-nucleotide messenger RNA. NCBI's taxonomy places the organism in Eukaryota, Metazoa, Annelida, Polychaeta, Sabellida, Oweniidae. The record is from the annotation of a GenBank genome assembly.